This is a messenger RNA of Paramecium sonneborni, 1439 nucleotides long. NCBI's taxonomy places the organism in Eukaryota, Ciliophora, Oligohymenophorea, Peniculida, Parameciidae. The record is from the annotation of a GenBank genome assembly.
AUGAACGUUUGCAGUUCACGAUAUUGUCAAUAUAAUUUGACUUCCACUUAAAUGGUUCCAAUACCAAAAUAUAGAGUUAAUUGUCCCUUUUGUAAACAUGCUUAUUAUUGUUCUUAAAGAUGUAGAGAUAUUGAUUGGUAAAUUGAGUUAUUAUGUAAGGACAUCUGGACAUAAAAACUAAUGUAUACCUUAAAACAUGUUAAAUUCAUAGGAAAUUGCUUAUAGUGAUAAAGUAUCAACCUUAAGAUAAAUGAAAAGAAGUCCAGAAGAGUUUGAACUUAUAUAUGAUUAUCCAUAACUUGGAAAAGGUAGUUUUGGAGCAGUUAGAUUAGUAAAAGAUAAAACUAAUGGAUAGUUACAUGCAAUGAAGAUUGUAUAUUUGAUUAUGAAAUUUAGAUGAAUAAGAAAGAUAUUUUCGAGUAUUGUUCAAUUGAAAACUUAAAAAGAGAGAUUCGAAUACAAAGAAAAUUGAAUCAUCCAAAUAUUACAUAAUUGUUCCAUUAUUUUGAAGAUAAAGAUAAAGUUUAUCUAAUUUUAGAAUAUGCAGAACAUGGUUCACUAUUUUAAUUAUUAAAAAGAAGAGGAAGAUUAAAUGAAAAUGAAGCAUUGAAAUUUUUUAAAUAAACUUGUUUAGGAAUAGAUUAUUUACAUUAAUAAAAUAUCAUUCAUAGAGAUCUUAAAGUAACUUUGUAUAAAUAAUUAUAUAGCCUGAAAAUAUAUUAUUAGAUAUUGGUGAUAAUGUAAAGAUUUGUGAUUUUGGUUGGUCAGCUGAAAAUUUAGGUUCAAAAAAGAGAAGUACAUUCUGUGGAACUAUAGAUUAUAUGGCUCCUGAAAUGAUUGAAGAUAGACCACAUGAUCAUACUUUAGAUAUAUGGUGCUUAGGAAUUUUAUUAUAUGAAUUAUUACAUGGUGAAGCACCAUUCAAAGGAAAGAAUGAUAUUGAGAAAUGUAAUAAUAUUGUUAAGAUAAAUUACACCAUUCUUGAUAAUAAUUUGAGUUCAGAUGUUAAAGAUCUAAUUACUGGUCUAAUUAAAUAUAAAUAAAAAGAUAGAUUUACUAUGAAAUAAAUUCUGAAUCAUAGAUGGCUCAAUAAAAAUGAAUUUGAAUUGGAUAAAUUAUAAAAUACUUAAAAUAGAGUAAGAGUUCAUGGAAGUAAUUUAUAUUAAGAAAAUUAAUAUUUCUCUAAAUCUACAGCUACUUCUCAAUAAUCUUUCAUUAGAUAAAAUAUAACACUUUAAACUCAAACUGAUAAUUCUGUUUAAGAUUUCAAAUAAUAAUAUCGUCGUAGUAGACAUUCUGAUUCUUAAAAAAAGGAAAUAAGAUCAUAAACAGUCAAAUAAAAAAAUGAAUCUUUCAUGCAAAAAUUGUUAGUGGCAUUAGGUUGUGUUAAAAGAGAUUCAUAUGCAGAUACAAAUUUCAUAGAUACUUAAAAAUAAUGA